AUGAGCGAAGUGACGCAAGAGGGCGGUCCCGCCGUCGAGUACGACGAGGACAGUGAUGAUGGUGAGCUUACUUUGAAGCUAGCUUGGUUGACUUGGCGCGGUUUUACCGAGCUGAACAGCUCGUUGAACGUCUACUUUCCAGCCUCGGACCGCUCGGACGAGCUCAGCGUUUUGGAGGACGAGCUGGAUCGGCAGAUGGAGGAUGAGCUGGCGAUGGGCGUGAUGUCGCGGCUGAUGCCGAGGCACACCUUUUGGGAGACGUUCACCGAGAGUCAGGUCGUCAAGAUGACGUUCCUCUGCGGCCCCGACGCCCUCGGCUCGUUCGCCAUGAUCUUCAUGACAUACGGAUGGCCAUCGGUGUACGCCCUCUACACGCUGCUGUUCUUCUUCGGCUUCCCCCUUGUCUGCUUGGAGCUGUUCCUCGGCCAGUACACCUCCCAGAACCCGUUGACGCUCUACGGCCAGAUGGUGCCUGCAUUUGAGGGGCUCGGCUACUCGGUGAUGUUGCUGAACUUCUUCAUCAUUGGCGCCCAAGUGCAACAAGUGGCACUAUUUGCAGGCCUCGCAAUAGAAUCGAUCAGCCCCGGCGACGACGCCAAGCAGUACGACACGUGCUCGAACCUGUUCAACAACUACAUCUGCCAAGUCGACCACCCGUACUGCCCGCCCGAGCAGCCGCUGUGGCUCGAGAACAUUUGCGUGUCGAACACCUCGUACAAGUGGAACGUCUAUCUGGACCACAGAAGAAGCUACCACGAGGAGGUCCCGUACAACUACCCGAUGUUUCAAUUUUUAUUCCGCGGCAUCCUCGGCGAAAGUGACCAUAUGUACGUGCGAAGUGACCUCUCGGCUGAAGGUGUCCUUACCUAUUCGGCCAUCUGGUGCUUCGUCUUCGUCGCCAACUCCAACGGCUGGACGUCCGUCAUCAAGGAUACAGCCAUCGUCACCAACACGGCAAUGUUCGUGAACGAGCUCGUGUACGUGUGUGUGACGCGCUUCUGGGAACGGCCACUCAUCUGGAUGUAUCCAGAAGUCACCGACCAGCCAGCUGUCGACCCGGCAGCCAUGGGAAUCUGGGCUGACCAGCCGGUGCGCAUCUACAUCAAGCCGCACAACUUCCAUCCGAAAUACGUGCCACCAGAUCCGGCGAUAUCUCAUCGAUUCGUCUUCAACGAGACGUUUGAGCGCACCGGCGCCAUCUUGGACAUGGACCUCGAGCCAGAUCUUCUUCGCCAGCCCGACAUGCAAAUGUGGAUGAUGCUGGCCGUUCAUGUACUGAACUGCUUGAACUCGUCUGGCAUCACCGAGCGUUUC
This is a messenger RNA of Mesorhabditis spiculigera, 1314 nucleotides long. Lineage: Eukaryota; Metazoa; Nematoda; Chromadorea; Rhabditida; Rhabditidae. The record is from the annotation of a GenBank genome assembly.